Molecule: messenger RNA, 1750 nt
Organism: Glycine soja
Lineage: Eukaryota; Viridiplantae; Streptophyta; Magnoliopsida; Fabales; Fabaceae
Product: exosome complex component RRP45A-like
Exons: 5
Coding region: 94-1410 (438 amino acids)
Biological process (GO): nuclear polyadenylation-dependent mRNA catabolic process; nuclear mRNA surveillance; TRAMP-dependent tRNA surveillance pathway
Cellular component (GO): nuclear exosome (RNase complex); cytoplasmic exosome (RNase complex)
Source: RefSeq, a predicted model, not a curated record
ACUAAACAGCAAUAAUAACAGUGUUGACUUAUGAUUUUGAGUUGAGUGGUGUUUUGCCCUAACCUAAACCUCAAGCAUUGGCAGGCAGUGGAAAUGGAGCAGCGGUUAGCAAACACAUGGAGAAUGCCUCUUAACGACAAGAAAUUCAUAGAAACUGCUCUCCUUUCCGACCUCCGACUCGACGGCCGUCGCCCCUCCGACUACCGCAAGCUCACCGUCAAGCUGGCCAAGCAAGACGGCUCCGCGGAGGUUCAUUUGGGCCAAACCCACGUUAUGACCUUCGUCACCGCCCAACUCGUCCGCCCCUACCGAGACCGCCCCAACGAGGGCUCCCUCUCCAUCUUCACCGAGUUCUCUCCCAUGGCCGACCCCUCCUUCGACCCCGGCCGCCCCUCCGACGCCGCCGUCGAGCUCGGCCGUGUCGUGGACCGUGGCCUCCGCGAAAGCCGUGCCAUCGACACUGAAUCGCUCUGCGUCCUCUCCGGCAAACUCGUCUGGGCCAUUCGCGUCGAUAUCCACAUACUCGACAAUGCCGGAAAUCUCGUCGACGCUGCAAAUAUCGCCGCGUUGGCUUCUCUGUUGACUUUCCGGCGGCCGGAAUGCUCGUUGGCCGGAGAAGACGGGCAGGAUGUGGUGGUGCAUCCUCCCGAGGAGCGCGACCCGAUUCCGUUGAUUAUUCAUCAUCUUCCCAUUGCUGUUACCUUUGGAUUUUUCAGCAAUGAAAAUCUCCUCGUGAUAGAUCCGACGCACCAUGAAGAGUGUGUGAUGACAGGCCGCAUGACUGCCACGCUUAAUUCAAACGGCGACGUUUGUGCAAUUCAAAAGCCUGGGGGAGAGAGUGUCUCUCAUAGCGUUAUCAUGCACUGCUUGAAACUUGCUCAUGUUAAAGCUACUGAUAUUACAACUAAGAUUAGGGAUGCCGUUGAAAUACACAACAAUGAAAGGGCUUUACGGAAGAUUAAACGCCAUUCUUCGUCUGUUGCUGUGGAUGUAUGUGGGGAAAAACAAAAUCAAUUGGAUGCUAGUCAUUUGGACAAAUUGAAGCUGGAAGAAGAAGAAGAAAGUCCUAUGGAAUGUGAAGCCUCACCAUCAGGACAAGAGCAAAGUAAGGAUGGAGUCUCAAAGAAUUUCACCGGUGGUCCCUCGAGUUGGGAUCCCUACUCAGAGUGUGUCAAUUCAGAUCUUCUAAAAGCUUCUCUAGCUUCACGCGGACCGUCAGUUCCUAGUAAACAAAAGGAUUCAAGACGUGAAACUAAGCCCAAGGAACCACCACUGGAAAUUAAGACAGAUUCUACACCAAUUAACAAGGCUCUAACUGCUGGGCAGAAUAACAAAGGUAAGACUCUCAAGGAUGCCGUCAAGCCCAAACACAAGAAGAAGAAAAUAGUAUCUUCCAAUAAUGAAAAUUAAAUGAUUAAAUUAGUUCUUUGUUGACUUAUUACCUCUCACCUUCUAAGCUUGUGUUCGUAUACCUGUUGCAACGGGGAAGUGAAUUGCAAAUGUUCCCAUUUUUGAGAAGCAACGAUUUCUUGUGUUUGUAUACUCGUUUAGGGCAUUCCAAAUAGAGAAACAAACAUGCACACUAAGUUGUCUGAACUGUUAGGCUGUAUUUCUGUUUCCUCUUGGAUGUGAUAGAUAGGAUGUUGGAAACAUUAGAUGGACAAUGGAGUCUCAAUUAUUUUUCCGUGAUAGAAACUCCUGAGAUAAUAUUCUAUAUAAGACUUUUUUUGGUACUUGAAAAGUUCCUUCA